AUGGCCAGGCGCAUGUCCAAGUACAAAGGACGCUCUCCUCGUCCUGGUCUGCUGUCGACGACAGCUCAAAAGCAAGACGCGCUGCUGCAACAGGAUGCUACAGCCAUAGGACUGAUCGCUGGGGCAAGAACGACACCGGCACCGGACGCACAGCAGCCAAGCGAGCCAAGCAAACGACAGAAGGGCGCUGCCCACGGCAACAACAGCAGCCAGAGCCAGCGUCUUCCACGAGCCCCAAAGACAAAGCAGACGCCAAAACGAGUGCCGUUGACACGCAAGAACCUGGUACGGCAUGAGACGAUGACCAAGAAGCAGCAGUCAAAGGCUCAUGGCUCCAAAGCCUUCAAAGCAUCCGAAAAAACGCCCUCGACAUCGACCGGCACGCCGUCCAUAGAGCGGGAGAAGACGAGCUCAAAGGCCACUCCUACUACCACCACUACCACCACUUCUACAACGUCAUCUGGCUUUGCUUUGCAGGCCUACGGCAAUGGCAUUUUGGACCCGCUCGACUCGCGUCCGCCAGCCAACCUUGAGGAUCUUCGGGCAAAGUUCGACGCGCCGCGCAAGUCUGCGUCGCCCCCGGCGUCUGUCUAUGAGACCUACGUCAACAAGGUUAAUGCUGCCGCCAACGAGGCCACCAUGGUCUUUGAAGUCGGCAGCCGGCUGCUCAAAGACCAUGAAAUUAAGGACUACCCGCGCGUCCUGAACCACGCCUUUACCGCGUUUCCCAAAGGCGUCGGCUUCAACAACGAGCUCUCCCCGCCGCAGCCAGAUUUUGUCGAGGGCCUCGACGCCGCCGCGUUCCGGCCGUUUCCCGUCCACACGGAGGUCCCAGGUGCCGUUCUCUACAAGGACAGCCCCCGCUCCGUCACGCUGGCGCACCUGGCCGGCGAGUGGAAGGGCGCCGGCAAGGACAUGGAGCGGGCGCGCCUGCAGAGCGCCUACGACGGCGCCGCGCUUGUCUAUGCCCGCAACCAGGCACACGCCGCCAUGGGCCAGCACGACCCGCCAGGCGACGCCGCCAUCACGACGUUUACGACGGACGGCAGGCAGAUUUUUUUCUACGCUCACUACGCUGCGGAGAGGACAGAGGCGGACGGUGAUGGCGACGGUGAUGGUGAUGGUGAAACCAAUGGUAACGACAGCGGCGACAGCGACGACAACGGUGACAGCGACGACAACGACGACAACGACGACAACGACACAUCCCUCGCGUACCACCAAUAUCUGCUCGGUUCGGCCACCCUGAUCCAAUCGCUCGACGACUUCAAAAAGGGCCGACGCUGGGUGCGCAACCAGCAAGACUAUGCCAAGGACCACUCGUACAAACUCAAGCGCGACCUCACGUCCCACUGGAAACAGCGUCGCGACGCUGUUCGCGCGGCACGGAAGGCCGCCGCCACGGGCGCGAAUGCGGCGAACGUGAAACACAGUCAGAAACGAAAAGCGCCGGCAUUGCCAACAGCCCGUUCCGCGUCCCGACAACAAGUCGAUGAAAGUGGGUGA
Sporothrix brasiliensis 5110 is the source of this 1506-nucleotide messenger RNA. RefSeq lists its product as uncharacterized. The transcript has 2 exons. The record is from RefSeq and is a predicted model, not a curated record. The coding region runs from base 1 to 1506 and encodes 501 amino acids. Lineage: Eukaryota; Fungi; Ascomycota; Sordariomycetes; Ophiostomatales; Ophiostomataceae.